Melanotaenia boesemani (Boeseman's rainbowfish) is the source of this 2763-nucleotide messenger RNA. It is a transcript of the gene tasp1, whose product is annotated as taspase, threonine aspartase, 1. NCBI's taxonomy places the organism in Eukaryota, Metazoa, Chordata, Actinopteri, Atheriniformes, Melanotaeniidae. Bases 251 to 1492 code for a protein of 413 amino acids. The transcript is spliced from 14 exons. Gene Ontology annotation, biological process: protein maturation. The record is from RefSeq and is a predicted model, not a curated record. Gene Ontology annotation, molecular function: threonine-type endopeptidase activity.
GCUUGUGAAUGCUUUGGCUAACUAGCCGUGGAUAGCCUAGAGGAGUGAAAGUGUACGACAUUUAAGUUUGUGUGAGUUAAAAGUAUAAGUGCAGCUAAAGUUUAGGUUUAUUUGACACAUGUCAGGGAGCGUGAUGGUUGGCAGGCAGUCAUGUUGCUGUUAGGCAAGGUGGGAGAACUGUAUGCCAGGAAGAUGAUUUUCUUACUUCUGUCUGUAGGCAGUGAUAAGCUUGUUAAGUGAUGCAGGGGUUAUGGAAAGUCUAAUGAAUUCUGCUGAAGAGCAGCAACCCUCUUCUGCCCUGACCAACUCUUGGCCCAAAAAACAAGAUUCAAGCAAAAGUCAAAAGCCAAAAUGUGUUGGCGGAUUUGUUUUAGUGCAUGCAGGAGCAGGAUACCACUCUGAAUCUAAGGCAAAGGAGUACAAGCAUGUGUGCAAAAGAGCCUGUCAGCGAGCUGUGGACCAACUCAAAGCUGGGGCACUUGCAGUGGAAGCAGUUACUGCAGCGUUGGUUGAACUAGAGGACUCUCCUUUUACAAAUGCUGGCAUGGGCUCCAAUCUGAAUUUGUCUGGGGAAAUUGAAUGUGAUGCGAGUAUCAUGGAUGGGAAGUCUCUUCAUUUUGGUGCAGUGGGAGCAAUAAGUGGUAUUAAGAACCCAGUCUUAGUCGCAAACCGUCUGCUGAGUGAAGCACAGAAAGGGAAGCUAUCAGCAGGCAGAAUACCACCAUGCUUUUUAGUGGGGCGAGGUGCACAUGAUUGGGCAGUCAGUCAUGGAAUACCCCCAUGCCCGUCAGAGAAAAUGACCACAAAGUUCAGUUUAUCUGCAUACAAGAGGAACAAGCGAAAGAUGGAGCUGGCAGAGAGAAUGGACACAGGGCAUAAUCAGACAAAGAAAAGACGACAAUCAAGUGAAAAUGAAAAUGGCUCAGGGUGCCUCGAUACUGUCGGAGCUGUUGUGGUCGACUUGGAAGGAAAUGUAGCUGCAGCGGUGUCCAGUGGAGGCCUAGCGAUGAAACAUCCUGGCAGGGUCGGCCAGGCUGCUCAUUAUGGAUGUGGCUGCUGGGCUGAAAAUGCCUAUAAUAUGAAUCCCUACUCUACAGCAGUGAGUACCUCAGGAUGUGGAGAGCAUCUGAUUCGCACCAUGCUGGCUCGGGAAUGCUCCUCUGCUAUGCAGUCUGAAGAUGCCCACCAAGCACUGCUGGAGGCUAUGCAAAACAAGUUCAUCAGCUCACCCUUUCUGGCCAGCGAAGAUCGUGUCCUGGGUGGAGUAAUCAUCCUAAGGUGCUGUAGAUGUGUGGAGGCUCAGUCAUCUCAAAAUAUUCAGGGUAUAUUGGUGGAGUUCCUGUGGAGUCACACCACAGAGAGCAUGUGUGUUGGCUAUAUGUCUGCACAAGAUAGCAAAGCAAAGACACACAUAUCCAGAUUGCCACCUGGGACUGUUCCUGGACAGUCUUUGGCCAUCGAAGGAGGUGUGUGUCGGCUGAUGUCGGCAUAGUGGAGUUAACACCGUUCUCUUCGCCGUCUCCUCUCUUCUCUGCUUCGUUAGCAAUACUCUACAAACUCAACACAUGCACACACAUUCACUCACAAGUGCACCUCUACACCACCUUCACCUCCACAUGGCCUUUGUGAUGCCAGAGGUAAUAAGCUUUCAUUGUUUUAACAGGUGUUCAGGAAGGAGGAAGGAGCGUUAGCUUCUGCUUAGUGCACUUAUAAGACUUCCUUUUGCCACUUUCUGCCUCCAGCAUGUACACUAUGCCAGCUUAUUCCCACCAAGCUGUCAGUGUGACCUGGAUUAAACUUGAUGCACCAUUUUCCUUUGAUACUUUUUUCCAGCUCAAAGUGGCAUCCUUCCUUUUGUACAUAAGCUAUAAUUUAGAGAAACAGGGUGGAUGUUUGUUAUUUUCUGUUACUGAACAGAUGUGACUAUUUCUAGGUUUUUAAGAAUUUCAAAAACAAGACAUUAAUUUCUUCCUAAAAUAUUUCUUAAUAUUAAAAAUAUGUCAGAUUGUACCUUGUGGAAUGCCUGCGUCUCAAGAUUAUUAUGAAGAAUUUCUUGCUGUGAUAAGUGAACAGUGGGGCUUAAACUAAUGUUGUGUCAUCACAACUAGAUCAACUUCCACGUAUUUAUACAUUCAAAUUAGUCCUCCAGCAUACUGUACAAUGUAGCAUAAUAUGCGUCCUAGAUCAUGAUAAAUUUCUGUUAUUUCAGCCACAGAAUGCUUUGCUUCUUGUUUUAAAAUGUGAAUACAUAUCUAGUGCAUGUAUAAAACUACAGUAAGCUGCUUUUAUUUUCCUGACAUUUGGAGAGGUGAUCAAGAAGGGGGAAGCUAUGCACUUCCAGAUAUAAAAUGCUCAGGUAGCAGCAUUGAAAUUUACCGCCAAACAUGACUGUUAGUCAUCAUGUAAAAGUCUCCGUUUAUAUUUGUACAGUCCCGUUGACAGAGAGAUGUAUUUUCUUGAUUAAAAUAAAAAAAAAUAAAUAAAUACAUCUAAAAACUAUAGAAUGCAUCAAGCCCAUGAGAUGGUGCUUUUGAAUUUUACUAGGAAAAAACAAGUAACGGACUAGAUUUCUGUUGGGAUAAUGGGUUGUACUGAUUUAGCUUUUCACUCAGUUAAUAAGAAUUCCAGGCUUAUUAACCACAGUUGAGCUUCUUUAUUGUUUACAUGAAAAUGCAAUGAAUAUAAAAUUGUAUAAGCUAUGGAAAUCAUAUGUGCACCACUCUCUGCAGUGCUAAGAAACUAAAUAAAACCUAUGUUGCUACA